UGGGUGGAGCAGGAAGGGCUUUGCAUUUUGCAAGAUUUCGCUGCCUUGCUCGCUGGAAGGACGCCUCUCACCUCUCCUUCCUGGGUCGCUUUGCCUUGCUGCGCCCCAAAUAUGCCGGUAAGGGGAAAGAUCCGCGUUCCUUUUAGAACUGCAGCUGGUCCACUUGCCUAAAACAGCAUUUAUUUAUUCUUUUAAAUGUUAGUUCAUAGGAAUUUUUAAAAACAGGAACUGUGGGCGUAAGAUGCUGGGCCCGGGGAGAGAUGGAAGGCGCUCUGUUAAUUGAGCCCCUUUGAUUUAUUCCUGUGAUCCAGAAGGUGCGCAAGGAAGCUGGGGUGUCUUUUUAAAACCCUGCCCUCCCCACUCAGGGUAUAGAUCCAUUUGGGUUUCUAAUUUCUGGGUCUCUACGCCCGGAUUAGCCUUGUGUUGUGAAUUGCUGGCGAUGUCAGGGGAAAGAAGAACUUCCUUAUAUGGCCAGCGGGUUUUUCUUUUCUAUAAAAAAAGCAUCCUCUCUGCGGUGGAUGAUUCGCACUGCAACAUCCUUGUUGAAAAAUAAGGGAUGUGUUUUUAAUGUGCAUCAAAUAAUUACACUUUGCAGCAGUAAAUUCGCAGGGCAAAGGAAACGUCAGUUGCUCUUUCUUUUUUUAAAAGUUGCUAUUUGAAAAACAUUGACCCAAAUACAACUUUUGAUACCUGUAGUCCUGUGUCUGGACCUGUGGGCUGGAGGUUACGAAAAGGACGCUUGAUCCAUCCCUGGUUUGCUGGGUCCCCUGUGAAUCAGUACCGUUUAUCACAUUUCUCGGAGUUUAAAAGACUGGCAUUUAGAAGACAUCUGUAGGCAGCCCUGUAUCAGGAAUUUUUUUAGUGUUUGAUGUUUUAUUAUGUUUUUAUCUAUUUUGUAAAGUGCCCAGAGUGGCUUAUUAUUAUUAUUUUUUAUUUAACUGUACUCAUUUGCCCCAAAUGACCUACAUCGACCAGAGCACCAGGUACAGUGAUACCUUGGGUUAAGAACUUAAUUCGUUCUGGAGGUCCGUUCUUAACCUGAAACUGUUCUUAACCUGAGGUACCACUUUAGCUAAUGGGGCCUCCCGCUGCCACCGCACCGCUGGUGCGCAAUUUCUUUUCUCAUCUUGAAGCAAAGUUCUUAACCUGAGGUACUAUUUCUGGGUUAGUGGAGUCUGUAACCUGAAGCGUAUGUAACCUGAGAUACCACUGUACUUUAAUGAACACCUUAUGUUUCACUCUAGACCAGGUGUGGGGAACCUUUGGGUCCUCCAGAUGUUGCUGAGCUUCAACUCCCAUCAGACCCAGAAAGCAAGGCAUAUUGCCCAGGAUGAUGGGAGUUGUAGCUCAGCAACAUCUGGAGGACCCAAAAGUCCCCCCCCUCCAUGCUUUAGACACAUUGACUUCUGUAUUAUGUGGGUUGGUCCUGCCUAGCAGCAGAGGUUGGAUUUGUUGACCUUCUCACCCAGGGGUGGGAAACCUGACUAUGGGUCUCCAGAUGUCGUAAGACUCCAACUCCCAUCAUCCCCAAUUAUUGGUUUUGUAGACUGACAUGAAACCUCUGCUGCCUUGCGGGAUAUCUUUGGGGGAAGCAAAGGCUAAGGAGUAAGUAAACCUUACACGAAUCCAGAGUGGAGUCCCAAAGGUGGUUGGAUGGCGCCUUGUACGCCUCCUUCCAGCAACUCCUGCAGCCAAGCUGAUGCCAAACGUCUUGCUCUGCUUUCCUUUGGACCACAUCAGUGAGGCUGAGAGGGGGGUCCUGUUGUCUGGGCAGCCCAAUACCUCCAUGCACACUGCCCAGGCUUGCACCCCAGGGAGGUCACAUUGGUGCUGCGAUUGCAGCAAUUUGUCUUAACCCCCAGAGGUGCACUCCAUUGUCUCGAGAUGCCAGCAACAAGGCUGAGACUAAUCAGAGUUGGAGCCCAAGGAUAUCUGGAGAGCCACGACUUACCUAUUCCACUGAGCAGCUAAGCAAUUUGAGGGAGUGAAGCCCAUCCCAGAACAGGGGUAGCCCUUGAAAUAUUUUGGACUACCAACCCAAUUAGCAUCAACUGGUUUAGCCAGUGCCAGAGAAUAAUGGGAGUUGUAGGCUACAGCAUUGAGGGUCCCACACUGACUACCCACUGACCUGGAGCAAGAAUAAUAUAAUAAUUCCAAUUGUAGAGUUGGAAGGUACCCCAAGGGUCCAGACCAACCCCCUGCAAUGCAGGAAUUUUGGCACGUGGUUCCCUAUCCAAUUUGAAACCAUAGCGGACCCUGCUUAGCUUUGCAAACAUGCUAGCAGUUUUAUUGCUGCACCACAAGGAGGAGAAUGCUUAGGUGGUUGUUACUUUAAAAGUUGCUUUAUAUUGGGUCAGAUCAUUGGGUCAUCUGUACUGUCUACACUGGGGAGAGACAGGCCUCAGGCCCCUCUCCACGGCCCUCAGGAUUAUUCUCAGGCCACACCCCUCACUGGACCGUCUUCAUACUCUCCUUGAGUACAUUUGCUUGGCUGAAAAGUGCCUGACUUUAACGAAGGAUGGAGAAACCCUCUGACUCGUGUGUGGCUAAAAUGAAGCCUGCCAGACGCAGGAAGGAGGGGCUUCCACUGCCCUGCAGACUUUUGCCCCUGGCUCUGCCCACUGCUGGUAUGUGGCCCCUGGAAAGUUCCCCCACAAAGGAAUGCAGCCAUCGCGAUAAAAAAGGUCCCACUGUCCCUGGCCCAGCUCGACUGGCAGCUGCUGUCCAUGGUUCCAGGCAGGGGACACCCCUAGUUCUACCCAGAGAUGUCAAGGAUUGUAGCAGGACCCUGCUCCUCACAAAGCAGGGGCUCUGCCAAUGAGCUUCUCUUCCCAUGAAUGCUGCUCUUUGUCGCUGCCUCUUUCCCAUUUGCUCCCCUUGCUGGAAGCAGACAGAAACAAAAAAGGAGAAAGAAGAUCUAUUGGAGGACCUGGCAGUUGUUAACCCAGGUGGCACUCAGUUAGCACCUUUAAUAAUUGUGCAGCAGAAGAGGGGAUUUCAACAGGUGUUGCUUUGUGAAGCAAGCUUGAACCUGCUGCGAUCCCCACUUCUGCACAACUAGUAAAGGUGCAGGAGCUCUGCCUUCAUUUCCACUUGGCCACAUGACUUGUGGGCCAGGAGGCCAAUAUUUGCCAACCCCUAUUCUAGCCUUUGGGUGCUGUGACCGGCUAAAGAGCCUCCAGGGACUGGGGAACUCUGACUCUUCUGUACAUGUUUGGGAAAGCAUAGAAACAGCUUUUCUGUGUGCCUGUGGCUUUUUGUUACUGAUUAUCCCUUCUCUUCCCUCUUACAGGCUUAUCAUUCUACUCUUAUGGACCCAGACACCAAACUGAUUGGGAACAUGGCGUUGUUGCCUAUCAGGAGUCAGUUCAAAGGGCCGGCACCCAGGGAAAGUAAGUUCACAGCAGGCCUCAAAAGGGUGUUUUCCGCAACACGGAAGGGCUGUCCCUCAGUGGUAGAACAUCUGCCUUGUACACAGAAGGCCCCAGGUUCAAUCUUUCAAUAGGACUGGAAGGGUUUCCCUGCCGGAAACUCUGGAGAGCUGCUGCCAGUCAGUACACACAGUACUAAUCUAGAUGGACCAAGGGCCUGGCUUUAUAUAAGGCAGAUUCCUAUGUUAGGAUCCUGAAGCAGUUUAUUAUUUGUAUCUGACAGAGUUACCCCAGCCACUCUGGGUUGCUUGGGAACGACACUUCCCAGGAUUCCUGGGGGGAAGCCAUGACUGCUUAAAGUGUUAUGGUACUGCUUUAAAUGUACACUGCAAAUUGGGUCUAGAAAAAAAAUGCCUAUGUAAACAAAAGUGUUCUUAAUAGCUCCCGGAAGCACCCUGAUAGUGGGGUAGGAAGAGGUAUUUCUAAGAGGGGACUCCCCUACAGAGAAGUCCUUUUCUGUGUUGUUGUCAAGCAACAUAUUUUGAAAAGCAGCACCAUUAAUGAGGUUUAGGGUGCAUGUCAAAGCAUUCUGUGUAGGCAUGCAUUUCACAUGGGUAGGUUCUUGAGCUCUGUAUUCUACCUAGGUAAAGGUAAAGGACCCCUGACAGUUAAGUCCAGUCAUGGACGACUCUGGGGUUGUGGCGCUCAUCUCGCUUUACUGGCCGAGGGAGCCGGCGUUUGUCUGCAGACAGCUUCCGGGUCAUGUGGCCAGCAUGACUAAGCCGCUUCUGGCGAAACCAGAGCAGCGCAUGAAAACACUGUUUACCUUCCCACCUAUUAAUCUACUUGCACUUUGACGUGUUUUCGAACUGCUAGGUUGGCAGGAGCAGGGACUGAGCAACAGGAGCUCACUCCAUUGCAGGGAUUUGAACUGCCGACCUUCCUAUCGGCAAGCCCUAGGCUCUGUGGUUUGGAACACAGCGCCACCCUAACCUUAUGUAUAUUAUUUAAAGUACAGUACUAGAAACUGAAGCUGCAAUCCUUUAAAUGCAUUCUUAGCUGGGAGUAAGUCCAAUUGAACUUGGUGGGGCUUACUUUUGCAUUGUCAAUCAGACAUCUUCAGGAGUCAGCUUGCAUUUCUUGCGAUACCUUGUUUUCUUAUAAUAUUCCAAGUACAUCUAUCUUCUUUCUCUUUCUUGGUAGCAAAAGAUACAGACAUCAUAGAUGAAGCCAUUUACUACUUCAAAGCAAAUGUCUUCUUUAAAAAUUAUGAAAUCAAGGUAAGGAGGAUGGAAAAACCUGCUUUAAAAUGCUUGCUGUGCAUUCUGGAGGGCCAGGGACUUGUUUUCGGAAACAUAGGAUUGUAUCUACUUGGAGCUGACCCAUUGACAUUAAUGGGCGUGGCUAACUUAGAUCCAUCAAUUUCAGUGGUUCUACUCUGAGUAGAACUUAAAUGGACACAACCCAAAGAAAUUAAAUACAGACAUAAGAGUGACUUAAGUACCCAAAAACAAAACAAAACAACCUGUGAUUUGCAUAUUAAAGGGAUCAGUUGCUCCUGCUAUUAGAACAGCCCUGCUGGAAGGUUCCCCUUAUCCAGGGCCUCUUUUCUCAAAAUAGGCCAGCCAGAAGGUUCCAGCAGGCCCCCAAUAAGGGAUGAAGGCAAUUUCCCCGGUCAGCUGGUGUGCGGAGGUUGACUGCAUCUGGAUAAGGAGGCUCCAUUAUCCUGGCUAAUAAACCUGUCCCCCCUUGUCUGAUCCCUUUUUAAAGUCUUUUAAAAUAUUGAUGCAUUAAUCAUGUAUUGAACAAGGACAUUCCCAAUGAUUUUCAAUCAGCUCUAGUAUUAUAGAAGAGGAACAGUGUGUGUGUUGAAUAAUCCCCAUGCAUGACAUUCACACGAUGAGUGGCAAUGCUUAUGGUUCACUUGUUUGAUUCCCCUUACUCCCACUUGGUCUGUUUCAUCUGCUUUCAUAUUGCUGUUUUAUUGGCUGUAGGCUGCAUUUUUAGUAACUAUUUUUUUUAUUUAAAAAAAGGGUUGUAUGCUGCUUACAGAUUUUAAAUAAACAAAUAGAGACUACGGCGCCAUCUUAACACAAUGAGGAGGUGCCAGUUGGUUUGGGCAAACUAAGAUUGCAGAAAGAGGUGAAGAAAAGAGAUAUUAAGUUUUCCCAGGAGAUGACUUGGAUUUAUUUUUAUUUUUAGAAUGAGGCCGACAGAACUUUGAUCUACAUAACACUCUACAUUACGGAGUGCUUGAAAAAGCUGCAGAAGGUAACAGCAUUGAAAAGGGCACUAGCCUUGUCUGCCUCCAUGAACUUUGUCUGCCAAGGGUAAUGAGGAUGUUGCUCUCAUCCCCAGGAAGCACCGGUGGGGAGAAUGCCUUUGGGCCCCCAUCCUGCUUGUGAGCUUCCCAGGAGUAAAUGGUUGGCCACUGUGAGAACAGAAUACUGGCUUUCAGACCCAGCCAGGAGGAUGUUCCUUAUGUGCUGAGAGCUGGUUGUUGCUUUUAAGCCGAAGGAAAUAAAAGUUUAAAAACAAGAAAAUAUAAAUGUAUUAUUUUCCUAUGUCUGUCCUUUUUGGGGGUGGGGUUGAAAAUUAAAAUAAAACUGUAACCGUUCUUAGGGAUUACAGUGGGUAUGGGGAUACUGCAGAGCAAGUCCCUUUGAACACAGCAGAACUUGCUUCUGAGUAAAGACACAUAGGAUCCUGCUGUAAUACUGCCAGUUGUGUGUUGCGUGUACAUUACGUUUUGUGUUAUCUUAAGUGGCUCAUGCUUCCUUGUGCUCUCUUUUCCUCCAGUGUAAUUCCAAAGGCCAGGGAGAAAAAGAAAUGUAUACAUUAGGAAUAACAAAUUUCCCCAUCCCUGGAGAGCCAGGAUUUCCACUGAACGCUCUCUAUGCCAGACCUAGCAGCAAACAGGAAGAAGGUAAGGGCAAGGUAACAAUGCGGACUGCAAGCUUGAAUUGGUGGAUUUAAUCCACUUACAGCUGAAUCUUAAAGAUGCUCAUUCAUCAGCCUUACUGAACUAAAGGGGGCUUACCUCUGGAUUAAGGGUGUAUAGUAUAGGAUUGGAUCCUUCCUCUCAUUGCAUUUAGAGUAGGACGCAAAGCAGCCUCUGCCCCCAUUUCCCCACAACUUCAUUUUCAGUGUAGCAUUUCCUCAAGCUCCUACUCUUUCAAUCUUGCGAACCUACAACUUGAUUUAGAGGUCUGGGUGUGCCUGUGCCCCUUGCAGUCUGAUGGAGAGAGCAGCUCUGCCUGGGCAACAGAAUGGGCAGAUGGGCUUUCUCCAUCUGAUCAGGGAGACAUUCAUGGCAGCUUGCUGCAUGUGAACCAGCAUCACGUUCCUAGGAACCACAGGCUUCAGGUGUUCACUUAGUCCAGCAGAGAACAUCCCAGCUUGUUUUGUAGGCAGCUUUCAAAGAGAGGAGAGGGGCAAAGCCAGCUUCAGCUGCAGGCUGGCUGCCGAAACCACCUUUUGGGAGGUGGCAUAGCAAAACUAGUUGCAAGGUGUUGAAAAUACCGUAUUAUUUGGGAAAGAAGGACACAACGAGGCUGUUUAGUAUGAGAAUGGGAGAAAAUCAUUUAACAUGGUUUUAUUGUACUUGUAUUUAUUUAAUGUGUUUAUAUCUACUGUAUGUGUUUAUAUCUACUGUAAACUUUUGGGAUCAACAGAUAAAUGGAAAUUAAUAUUUUUUUAAUUCAUCAAAACUGUGACUGAAUGGGAGCUAUAAUAUGAUCUGGCCUUGGUUGUGGAGUGUACGUCUUUGUUUUUCAGAGAUUAUGAGGGCCUACUUGCAGCAGCUGAGGCAGGAAACCGGCCUGAGGCUUUGUGAAAAGGUCUUUGAUCCCCAGAGUGACAAACCAAGCAAGGUCAGAUAUUGAUCUCCUCUGUGACUUCGCUCUAUUUAAGCUAGGAAUGGCUCACCUGUGGUGGUGGUGGUGGGGACUCCCUUCAGUCCCAGCCAAGUUAGCCAUCCUUUAAGUCUCAGCAGACUCCUGACAGAACAGAAGUGCUUCCUUUCUGUCAGGCCUGGGGAACCAGUGGCCUUCCAGAUGUUGGACUACAGAGCCCAUCAUCCCUGAUCACUGGCCACCACACUGGCUCAUGCUGAUGGGGGAUAAAGUCCAACACCUUCUGAGUGCCACAGGUUCCCCACCUCUGCCUUAUGUUUUUUGGGUUUUUUAGAAGGACCAGUGGAAUUUGCCAAAUAAUUCAUAUAUUUAAAUUAAAAUCCUCUGUUCAUAUCUACGUAUUAGUUGUGUACAUCCAUGGCAAUGCCCUCAGGGUGUUGCAUUCCCAACUCCCCUGCCUCAGCAAGCAUUGUCACUGGUCAGGGAUGAUGACAGUUGCAGUGCAAGGACAUCUGGAGAGCCCCAGGCUGGGGCAGGCUGUUUUAUGGCAUUGUACCUUAAGCUGUGCGCUGGCUCUGGUUCUCCAGAAGCGGCUUAGUCAUCCUGGCCACAUGACCCGGAAGCUGUACACCGGCUCCCUCGGCCAAUAAAGCAAGAUGAGCGCAGCAACCCCAGAGUUGGUCACGACUGGACCUAAUGGUCAGGGGUCCCUUUACCUUUCCUUAAGCCAAUUUGAUAGGGUGUGGUAUAUUACCAAAUAAAUACAGAGAGUCUAUCAGUAAUCAGGGUGUGUUUUGUAUGACUAUCUUUUUACUUUACAACAUCUAGCUAGAGCAGAACCAUACUUGAUUGCAGACCCAGGAUGGCUGCCAAACAAAAGCUGUGUGUUUAGUUUUUCCUGAAAGUCUCUUGUGGGAGAUCAGAGGGGAACGUGGCACACAGCUUCAGUUUUUCGCAGCAGCCUCAUGUCUGCUAUCAAGUCCAGUUAUACAUGGGGCUGCCUCAGUUUGGAAAGCAGCCAGGUUGCUGAUCAGUGCAAGGCAGUUUGAGCAUAUAACGCUAAUCUAGCCCAACAGUACUGGCUGCCAAUUAGUUUAUGGGUCCAAUUCCAAGUGCUGGUUUUGACCUAUAAAGCCUGAAGUGGCUCAAGACCGCAAUACCUCAAGGACUGCCUCUCCCCACCUGAGCAACUCCGGACCCUGUGAUCAGCAACCCUGUGAUCAGCAUCUGAGGCCCUUUCUUUGUGUGCCUCCUCCAUGAGAGGUCUGGAAGGGAGCAACAUGAGAACAGGCCUUUUCUGUGGUGGCUCCCCAUUUGUGGGAGGUUCGCCUGGCACCUUCUUCACAUAUCUUUAGGCGUCAGGCAAAAACAUUCCUCUUCUCCCAGGCCUUUGGCUGGUUAAACAAUCUAUGGCCUUUUAAACUAUGGAGGGGGUUAUUAUUCUGUAUAUUAUUAUGUUAAGUAUGCCUGUGUUUUAAAACUAAACUGCCCUGUGAUCCUCGGAUGAAGGGCAGUAUAGAAAUUUAUUAUUAUUAUUAUUAAUUAUUUUGUGAAGUAAUUUACAAAACAUUGUGAAGUAAAAGCAUGGAUAAUACAAACCCACAGUAUGUGAUGUCAUCUCACUGAGAUGUUACACCAGCCAAUCACGUGCUCCUGGUGUGACAAUGUCAUGUCACAUCAUGAAUUUUGUUAGACGUUAAUGAGAGAUCGGGGAGUGCAGGGAUGUAUUUUUCACUGCGAUGUCUUUGAAGACAAGUUGCAGGGUGGAAACGGGUGUAUUUCCACUUCUUCGCUUCAUUUUCACACCUUGUCUUCUUUUCCCUUUGUCUCCUAGUGGUGGAUGUGUUUUGUGAAAAGGCAAUUCAUGAACAAGAGCCUGUCAGGACCAGGGCAGUGAAGAGCGGCGCGUGGCUGUCUCGCCAAAGCACUUUGCUGCCAGAUGUAUAAAAUUUUGCCUCUGUUUUAAUAUAUGUUUUCUACCGAGAGAGAGAAUAAGCGCUUCUGUGGGGGAAAGAUACCCACCGGUGGAUGAAAAGGUGGAGCUAAAAUCAUGUGCAAACCUUGCUGAGCUGGAGCUUGAUGACGAUGAGGAAUAAAAUGUGGUUUCUAGCAUCG
Molecule: messenger RNA, 9340 nt
Organism: Podarcis lilfordi (Lilford's wall lizard)
Lineage: Eukaryota; Metazoa; Chordata; Lepidosauria; Squamata; Lacertidae
Source: the annotation of a GenBank genome assembly